AUGAAUCCCCGACGGGAUCUCCAGAAGCGCACAGAGAACAGUCUUCUCAUAUGGAUUCUCGAAGGCAAAGGCUUGCCAGCCAAGAGAAAAUACUAUUGCGAGAUGACACUUGACAAGACAUUAUACGGAAAGACAUCAGCCAAGGCUCGCGGCGACAACGUCUUCUGGGGAGAGAACUUUGAGUUUCAGAUGCUCCCAAAAAUCGAGGAAAUCUGCAUUAGUCUGUUCCGUGAAUCCGACUCGAAAAAGAAGAAGGACACUCUGAUCGGAUACGUCAUCAUAGGAAUUGACCAGCUUGCCAGCAAGAGUCCAGUUGAGCGUUGGUACACUGUGAACAACACACAACAAGACUCAUCGGCCAGCCGUAUCGCAUCCGCACUUGGUGGGAAAAGUAGCAGUCAGGAAGUUCAAUCGAUCAGAAUCAAAGCUCGAUGGCAAUCCGUCGAUGUUCUUCCACUUCGUGUCUACGACCGCCUUUCGGAACUUCUUACGUACAAUUAUUUAGAUCUGUGUCAACAAUUGGAGCCAGUGUUGAAUGUCAGAGAUAAGGAAGACUUCGCGACUUCAUUCGUUCGAGUUAUGUACAAACAGAACUGCGCUGUCGAAUACUUGGCCGACCUCGUUAUGGCUGAAAUCGGCAAGCUGGAUAACGAUAAUCUGAUGUUCCGUGGUAACACUGUUGCGACAAAGUCGAUGGAGUCGUUUAUGAAGCUUGUCGCUUCUGAUUAUCUCGAAUUCACACUCCGUGACUUCAUCAUGACUGUUGUUGCAUGCGAAGAUUCGUGUGAAGUCGACCCACAGAGAUUGGGCAAUGUGCCGAGUUCAGUGCUAGAGAAGAAUCGAGCAUUGCUCACAAGAUAUGUCGAGGUUGCUUGGACCAAAAUCAUUAACAGUGUCCACAUGGUUCCUAAGAUCCUCGGAAAGGUCUUCGCCACAUUGCGACUCCGAUUAGAAGCUCAAAAUCGUGGGGAGCACGCCGAGACAAUCAUCUCGUCCUCGAUCUUCCUUCGCUUUUUGUGCCCAGCCAUUUUAAGUCCAAGCCUGUUCAACUUGGUUGCCGAGUUCCCAUCGAUCAAUAACGCUCGCAACCUGACCCUCAUCGCAAAGACUCUUCAGAAUCUUGCCAACUUCAGCAAGUUCGGAGGAAAAGAACCACACAUGGAGUUUAUGAACACAUUUGUUGAUCGCGAGUGGAAUCGUAUGCACGAGUUCUUGCUGGAAAUCUCGACUGAAUCCAAGUCAGUGGGACCAGAUAAGAGUGCAGAUGCUAUUGUGGACGCUGGAAAAGAGCUUAGUCUUAUCGGCUCGUAUCUUGAGGAAGUCUGGAGUCCACUGCUUCAGGAGAAGAAUCUCAACAAGCCACUUGGAGAAGUCAAACAGGUGCUCACUGAGUUGGCUGAGGCCAAAAGACGGCCGGAUCACGCUAUCUUCCACUCUCCAAUGGUUCAACAGCCAUCAUCGGAUUAUGAGAAUAGCCCACAGCAGAAUGUUGUUCCUCGUCACGAGAAUGUGCCUGCCUACCGUAGUACUCCACCAACCGGCCAAGCCACUGUGAUGGGACGUUCCAUGAACCGGCCGGCCACUCACCUCAUGACUUCCGACGACUACGUUCUCUCCUCGGCCUUCCAAACUCCGAGCCUUCGUCCAGCGAGACUCAGUGAUGAGACUGGAACGUCUUCAAGCCGUACUAGCGACAAGACGACAAGCAGUGCAGAGAUUCGAGAUGACACCGAUUCGGAUUUUGAAUUGCGCGAUGAGCUGGGACGUGGCGUGAGAAAUCGGAAACGUCUUCCACGCACCGAUGCGUCUCCAUCAAGCAGCCAGCAGGCGUCCAGUGGAUACAUGAGCAAUAAUCCAUCCAGAUCCAGCUACUCAAACUCAUCCAGCUCAUCACCAGUCGAACGCAUGGCUGCACUUUCCAUUGCCAAUCCAGUAUUCGGUCCUGGUCCAUCUGCUGGUUUCAGCAUUCCAGCUGAGCCAAAGGAGAUCGUUUAUCAGAAGCGUGCCAGCCCACCACCAUACGAUCCAGAGGUGCAUCAAUACCACUAUCAGCCGAUGCAAGUCUACGCAGUGCCACCGGACUGCCAGCCUUCGCCACGUGGUCAAUCGGUCCCUGGAAUUGCUUCUCAGAAUCGGUUGAGCCUUCCGAGAACCAAUCCUCGCGCUUCCAGAACUUCCGCGUUGCUUCGUCCAAGCGUCGUCAAUGUUCCAGAUGACUGGGAGAGGCAAGGUGACUACUGGCGUGACACUCAUCAGAUGGACCAAUACAGAGCUCGCGAUGAGAUGAUCAAAAACCAGGCUCGUGAAAUCGAACGGUUGACUCGUGAGAAUUUGGAGCUCAAAAAUCAGAUAAUGACUUCAACGAAACUGGUUGAUUCGAAAAGAUCUGACAGUGGAGCCAGCGAGGACUCGUACGACUCUCUAAGCUCGCUUGAUCGCCCGACUCGCAAGUCUUUGGUCGUUCUGCCAAACUAA
Messenger RNA from Caenorhabditis briggsae, 2475 nucleotides. It is a transcript of the gene Cbr-gap-2, whose product is annotated as Protein CBR-GAP-2. The record is from RefSeq and is a predicted model, not a curated record. NCBI's taxonomy places the organism in Eukaryota, Metazoa, Nematoda, Chromadorea, Rhabditida, Rhabditidae. Gene Ontology annotation, biological process: regulation of GTPase activity. The transcript has 12 exons. Bases 1 to 2475 code for a protein of 824 amino acids.